CUUGGUGUUACACAAUUUUCUCCAACUCAUGCCAGAAAAGCCUUUCCGUGCUUUGAUGAGCCUAUCUACAAGGCCACUUUCAAAAUCAGCAUCAGGCAUCAAGCAACCUACCUAUCUUUGUCCAACAUGCCAGUUGAAACUUCUGUUUUUGAGGAAGAUGGAUGGGUUACAGACCACUUUUCACAGACCCCUCUCAUGUCCACAUAUUACCUAGCUUGGGCAGUGUGCAAUUUUACGUACCGGGAAACUGUCACCAAGAGUGGAGUUGUUGUACGAUUAUAUGCAAGGCCUGAUGCAAUCCGAAGAGGAUCAGGGGACUAUGCUCUAAAUAUCACAAGGAGACUCAUUGAAUUUUAUGAAGAUUAUUUUAAAGUGCCCUAUUCCCUGCCAAAAUUAGAUCUGUUAGCUGUGCCUAAACAUCCGUAUGCUGCUAUGGAGAACUGGGGACUGAGCAUUUUUGUGGAGCAAAGGAUACUGCUAGACCCAAGCAUUUCUUCUAUAUCAUACCUACUGGAUGUCACUAUGGUCAUUGUGCAUGAGCUAUGUCAUCAGUGGUUUGGUGACCUUGUGACUCCAGUUUGGUGGGAGGAUGUGUGGUUGAAAGAAGGUUUUGCUCACUAUUUUGAAUUUGUUGGGACUGACUACCUCUACCCAGGAUGGAACAUGGAAAAGCAGAGAUUUCUGACAGAUGUCCUACAUGAAGUGAUGUUGCUGGAUGGUUUGGCCAGUUCACAUCCAGUAUCCCAGGAGGUGCAGCAAGCCACAGACAUUGACAGGGUAUUUGACUGGAUCGCCUAUAAAAAGGGUGCAGCUUUAAUUAGAAUGUUGGCUAAUUUUAUGGGUCACUCCGUGUUUCAAAUGGGCUUACAAGAUUAUUUAACCAUUCACAAGUAUGGCAAUGCAGCCAGAAAUGAUCUCUGGAACACAUUGUCAAAGGCUUUAAAAAAGGUUGGAAAAUUUGUAAAUAUCCAAGAAGUAAUGGAUCAGUGGACACUGCAGAUGGGUUAUCCUGUUAUUACUAUCUUCGGAAACGAAACUACAGACAAUAUCAUAGUUAUCGCCCAAGAACGUUUUGUUUAUGACAGUGAUGCUAAAACCAAGGAUCCUGACUUUGGAGACAACAGCUACUUGUGGCAGAUUCCAUUAACACUUGCAGUAGGAAACACGAGCCACAUCUCAUCAGAGGCAAUUAUAUGGGUGUCUAACAAAUCAGAACACCACAGAAUUCCUGCUUUAGAAGAAGCAAGUUGGUUGCUGGGAAACAUCAACCAGACUGGCUACUUUAGAGUUAAUUAUGAUAUUAGGAAUUGGAAGCUAUUAAUUAAUCAGCUAACAAGGAACCAUGAGGUUAUUUCUGUCAGUAAUCGAGCAGGCUUGAUCGAUGAUGCAUUCAAUCUAGCCAGAGCUGGUUAUUUGCCUCAGAAUAUUCCUUUGGAAAUCAUCAGAUACCUUUCUGAGGAGAAGGAUUUUCUGCCUUGGCAUGCUGCCAGUCGAGCUCUUUAUCCUUUAGAUAAAUUACUGGACCGCACAGAAAACUACAACAUCUUCAAUGAGUAUAUUUUAAGACAAGUUGCAUCAAUGUAUCUGAAGCUUGGAUGGCCAACGAAUCAUUUAAACAAAUCGCUUGUUCAAGCAUCCUACCAACAUGAAGAAUUGCGUCGUGAAGUCAUCAUGCUGGCCUGCAGCUUUGGUAACAAACACUGUCACCAGCAGGCUGCAACAUUAAUCUCUGACUGGAUUUCUAGCAAUAGAAACCGAAUCCCACUUAAUGUAAGAGACAUUGUCUACUGUACCGGAGUUUCACUGAUGGAUGAAGAUGUAUGGGAGUUCAUUUGGAUGAAAUUUCAUUCCAUCACAGCAGUGUCUGAAAAGAAAAUAUUGUUAGAAGCCUUAACUUGCAGUGAUGACAGAAAUUUGCUUAACAGGCUUUUGAAUUUAUCCCUCAACUCAGAAGUUGUCCUGGAUCAGGAUGCAAUUGAUGUGAUAAUCCAUGUAGCUCGAAAUCCACAUGGAAGAGAUCUUGCUUGGAAGUUUUUCAGAGAAAAAUGGAAAAUAUUAAAUGCCAGGUAUGGAGAAGCAUUAUUUAUGAAUUCCAAGCUGAUCAGUGGGGUUACGGAAUUCCUUAAUACUGAAGAAGAACUAACAGAGCUAAAGAACUUUAUAAAGACUUAUGAAGAGGGAGCUGCUGCCUCUUUCUCUCGGGCUGUGGAAACAGUGGAAGCCAAUGUGCGGUGGCAAAGGCUUUAUAAGGAAGAACUAUUCCAGUGGCUAAGAAAAUCCUUGACACACUAAUCGGUCUUUCCAGCUGACCAUUGGACAUGAAGUUCUGCAAGAGGAAAAGGAGAAAUUUUAGGGAUGUUUGACAUUAAACUCUCGAAGACAAAAUCAGAUUGCAGGGAGGAGGGUUUUUUUUCCUAUAAUUAUGGAUUUUUUUCACUGGGCUCUUGCAAAAUUGUCAAGAAGUUUUGCAGAAGAGAAGGUCAUGAAUGCUUAUGAAAUUCAGUCCUCAAUGUACACAACCAAACAUGAUAUUAUCAAGUGGUGCAUGUAAAUGUUACUGUCAGUUUGAAGAAAAAACAAACAAACAAAAAUCCUUCAAAGACUAUUUUGUGCAUGCCUGUACUGUCCCUGCCUGUGUUCUAGCAUGCUUACGUAUAACAGCCACAUUUUGUAUGUGAAUUCUUGUUACAUCAAAAAUGGGCAUUAUACAAAGCACAAAGACUGUCUCUGACAAUCAGUGUUGCAAGGAUCAAAAGGAAGGAAAGAAGGAGAAUGAAAUGGCUUUUAAGUAAGGGCAGUAUGAGAUGUAAAAUCAGCUGUCCCUCCUAGCUGCCAAGUAGUCCAGCACUCAGAUUUUCUCUUAAUGAUUAUAAAGAUGUCAGCUCAUUUUUUGAGUUGCCUGUUGUUAUAGCUGCAUAUUCCCAUGUUUAAAUAAACUACAUAUAUAUAUAGAGAGAGAGAAACCAAGAGAGAGAGAAAAUGGAUGUGUGAGAGGGAUAUCAUUCAUGCACUGUAAUUAUAUAGAAUUAUUUGCUGCUAAUCAGUGCAACCAUAUAGUUUUGAUCAUCAGCAUAUGCAGUGUUUAUGAGGAGAACUUUGCAUAGUUGAUUGGAGAGAAUCCAUGAACCACCUCUUCUGAGCAAUUUUACAAGGCAGUGGUAUUCAUGAUGGGUCACCCAACCCAUGCAAUAAUUAGUAGUGCAGCUGAUAAUGCACAAGUAUUAUAAAUAAACCUAAGCUUCAAACGGAAAUUAGCAAAAGGGGAGGAUGUCUUACAUGCAAAGGCAUAGAAUUAACCAAGAGAGCUGAGUUGCAGAGACCAGCCUCUGUAAUGAUUUAUUACGAUAGACAAGUCAGCUUUUCCAGGUGGGCAAUAUUUUUGCAAAUAUGGGAUGUACCACUUAUGUCAGCUUAGAAAAGUGAAAUAUGGAGAAAGAGGGGUGUGUGUGUGUGUGGAUAUUAGUAUUGCCUAAUAGUGAGAAAACUUUUCUUUCUCUUUUCUUAUAUUUCACAUAAACUUUUCCGGGGAAGUGAUACUUUUCUAAAUCAUGUGUUUGUUCAUUUUUUCUUAAUCUGAGACACUGGCGAUAUAGUCGAACCGUUAGUUGUACAAUGACCAUCUGUGCUAUUGAUGCUCUAUGUUGAAGAUAAAACUGAUUUAUCGUAGGGCCAAAUACUUGCCCAUGUCUGUGCCAUGGAGAAGCAAAAACUGCAGAGGGUUUACAAGAGGCAGGUUGCAGCAGCUCAGUGAGGAAAGUAGACGUACUGCAACGUUUCUAUAGCCCAGCCCAGCCCAUCGCAACCAGCUGAUCACAAUAUCACCUAUAAGUAGGGAGCAUGUGGCGAGUGAAAGCAGCAAAUAGACAUUUUAUCUGGUUGAGUCCUUCUCAGGGCAUGGAAAUUACCAAAAUGUGUCAUAGUAGCAGUUGCUCAUCUCUAGUAAGCUGUUCAAGAGUGGAAGUGUUAGAGUGAAAAGAACCAAAACCUGGCAUCUUCAAGUACUAUCAGAGUAACAUGGAGAGAGUAUUGUUUUCUAGCCUCUCACUCCCGUGGUACCCUGUUCUUCAAGAACCAGUAGACACAUCCUGUAAGUAAGCUACCAUACCCUUAUCAUGGGCUAAAGCAUCCAUCCUGAGCCUCUCAUUUUGUAUCUUCUACCAUGCAGAGGAUGCUAUUUUGUGGGCUGGGUGCACAAAAUCCCUGUGAGGGCAUUUUCCCCACUUUUUGGUGGUGUGUAGCACUACAUAAUAGUUUGACCGCAUAUAGCCAGAAGAAGAGGGAAUCCUUUGCUAUUGUACUUUUUACUUUUUGCCUUAUAGUAAGCUCAAAGUGUCUAUGCUAGAUUGUAAUGCUAGUGAACUUAUCCUUUCCACCCAGAGACAAUAACAUGAACAUGCUGAGUGAAGUCCUCCUCCUACUAUGUAUUUUACCUACCUCGCAGGGGUGUUGUGAGGCUUGAUAAUGUUAGCAAAGUACUUGAAUAUCCUCUGAUGAAAGGCUUUUUAAAAUGGAAAGUAUUAUGUUAUGUGGUUGACCAAACUCAACCUCAAUGCCAAUAUGUAGCUUCACAUUUUUGAUUUCUUCUGAACAAAAUCACAUGCAGAUUUGUUAUAAUAAAAAACAAGCCAAAUAUUCUUUAAUAGAGCCUCUAUCCUUCAAUGAAGCCCAAACUUAUGUUAUCCGAAGACUGUGCAGAAAGCCAAGCCCUCAAACAUGAUUGCUUUGGGAAUUUCAGAGAAAAGUAGUGUACAUAAUGGUCUGUCCAUUUCAAAUUCUGUCAAAAUUCUCUUUGAUGGUUCCUUCUUUUUUGCGUAUUAAACCAUAUACCUUCAGGCUGUACAUAGACGCUUCUGGUCUUUACAGAUGAAGGACAGGCUAACAAUAUGUUCCAAAGCUGAUAGUCUGGUUUUUAUGUAUUCUAUGCAGUGAGCAGAUAUUUCCACUGUUGCUCAUAUGAGUUGAAGAUCUUGCACAUGUAGCUGAUGGAUGUAAAUAUUUAGUGGCCUUGAGCAACUGGUAUAUCACAAAUAUCAAGCCCUAGCUGCAUCUACUAUACAUACCUGCUGAUGUAUUGGUUAUAAUUACUGUAUUAUAGUAAUGUUGAUAAUACUGCUAUAGUUAAGGUUGAGUUGGCCUUUCCAUUAUAAUUACCUAUUUUUUUAUUUUUUAUAUUAUGUAUGUUUCUGUUUCACAUGCAGUCAGGAUAAAAUUUAAAUGGCUUAAAUCUAAGAAAACUAUAGCUGUAUUCUACAAUAUUCAAAAACCCUUUAUUUAGUUAUAUCUUUAGAAUCUUUUUUUUUUUUUUAAGUGGCACACAGUUAUGAUACCUCAUGGAAUACUCUAAUAAGUCCACCUAGAAAAAUAUAUUUAUCUUAUUGAUUUUUAUUCUAUUUACCAGUCCUUUUCUUCCUUUGUCCUUAUCUAAAGACAGGCCCCGUUUUUAUAAUUUGGUCUGUGUUGCAGCAUUCUCAAAUACAAAGAACACAAAAAACAGCAGAAUGUUGCAGCAUUCUCAAAUACAACGAUUUCAUUUUGUCCCUUUUAGUGAGAGGAGAUGCUGCAAAAUAUGGAUCUAGUGCAGAGGUGGACCUCACUCAAACCCCACAAGUCAUUGUAUAGAGAUUUGGUAAGACCUGUAUCUCUAAUUAGCCUUUGUAUGACUCAGGAUCCUUUGCUGUAACUAAUUCUUUAUGGCAUAUUAAAGCAUAUGGGAAGACACAUGAAUAGAUGCAAAUCAAUGCCAGCAUAACAAUAUGGUAACCUGUUAUAUUUUUAUAACAUUGUCCACAAUAAAAAAACCUCAGCCUUUUACUUUGUAGCUGAUAGAAUGGUUCUCAUAUUCAAUAUUGAUAGUUAUUAAAAUGAUGGUAGCUACUAAUUGUGACUAGAGCAGAACAACGUGAAAACAUUAUUCUGAAAUGAAAUGUCACUUCUGCUUUUAUUGGGAGUACUUGAACAUUAAUUUUGAGUGAUUUUGAUGAAAACCUUCAUAUGUCAGUAAGUACCCUCAAGUAUGUGACCUUGGAUGGUCUUUUCAGUGAUUGCAGCAGGAGUUCUUAUACUGUAUUGGAAACUGAAGAUGAAUUUUGUGUAGCUUUUGGGCAAUUGUGGGUAUUUCAUUGAGCUUUUGAGUGUCAAAGGAAAUACCUCUACUGAUGCAGAGGGGUGCUUUCACAGCAAAGACCCUGGACCGUACAAUUAAAUCCUUAAUUGUAAAGACUAAAGGCUAAGAAGAGAAGAAAAUGUUAUAUAUAUGCUGAUGUGAAAUACACUCUGUAAAGAUAAUUUUCCAAUAGAAUGUCAGUAUGUCUUUUUUGUUUGAAUGUGAUAAUAUUAAAGUGAAGCCAGUAUUUGCAGACAAGGGUGCCUUGUUUAGGUACCUACUGAAUAAGGAUUUGUUUUCCCAGAUCAUUAACAGUACUGAACGCAAUUAAAAGAGACUUUGAGUCAAGCGUAAAUUUUUUCCUUUGAGGAAAAGGGAUGUGACUCUGAAAAUAUAAAUCACAAAUUUGUAUUAUCUAAAUAUACUCUAGUUAACACCCAUUCUGUAACGAGCACUCAGCAUGUUGUGCUGCCUGUCCUGACGCAGAGUUUACAGCCACAGUAUCAGGGUGAGCACGAGGAAAUAAACAGACAGUCCUCCUGCUUUUGACCUGCCUAAAUAUAGGCUGCUCUCCCAGCCUUACGCAGUCUGAAAACUGCUGGCUGUAUCAUCCACCGCUGCUGUCAGCCUGACUGGGUCAGGAAGGCAGCUGGGAACUCGUGAAUUGCAGAGAGACCCCAUGCAAGGUUCCCUCAACUAGACGGGAGGGGCAGAAGGUCCCUGUGCUGGUUACAGGUUGUGCACAGUCUUCAGAGAUUAGUGUCAUUGCGUUGUGCUCGCAGGAGAUAAAGGUCCAGCUACUGAGCCUGCACUGUACAGAAGAAUCUAAGUUUCUGCACUGUGGUCACCCAGACUGGAAAAUCUUGACAGAAAUCCUUGUAAAGGCCUAGAAUUUUGUCAUGUCUGUUUUUCAGAAGUCAUUUCAGACGGUCAAACAUAUUUUGAAUUUUAAAGUGUAUAUAAGAACGGAGAGAGUCUUCUCCUAUAUGUUUUUUUGUUGAUGCUGAAAAUAUGCCAUGAGUUUCUCAGGCGUUUUUGUCACAAAGAUUUUGGAAGUAGGCCACUACAAAUGAGCGUAGAUUAUGUGUACUGAAUGUCAGAGUGUCAGGUGACAUCAACAUCUCAGAGAGCUGUGUGGCAAUAGCAGUAGUAGUAGUAGUAGUAGUCGUAGUCGUAGUCGUAGUAGUAGCUGUACUAAUACCACCACCAAAAAAUUCAGAAGUCCAUGUAAAUCUAUAUAGCACUAGUGCCUGUGUAGUUCCCUUUUUAUAUACAAAACUGUAAAAAAUUAACCACUUUGUUUCUCAAGUGACUGUGGCAACUUCUGCCUAUUUUAAAUACUGAAAUCCAUUAAAACCACUGUCUUGAUCAAGUAGUCCUUUCUUACAUGAGUAAUUUAGUUUUGAAUGAGAAGGAAGAGGAGAAAGGGGCUGGUAUGUAUAAGGAUUUUUUGCCAAAGUAAGGCCACAUGCUAAGUUGGAGAGUAAUUUUAAAAUCCAGUGUAUUUUGAAGAAAGCUGAUUGAUCUUCUGAACUUAGCUCUGUCUUGUCACUUCAUGCUGACAUUGGAGGGUAGCUUGACCUCAGAAUACCCCUACAUUGUAGCACAGUUGAGGUCAGAUUUUAUGAAACACUUACAAGUGGAGCUGGUUUCAAUGCGACUUUGUGUUACAGAAAGAUCACCCACAUGAAGCAAGUGCUUUGGGUUCAGACCUGUGGUCCUCUCUCAGAAAACAGCAUGUAUAUUUGAUUAAUUCAUAGCCAGCGAAGUAAGUGCUGAAUUGCCAAGUAGUAUUUCUGAACGCUUUGUUUACUUUAUGUGCACUAUUUCCGAAGGCUAUUAAAGCACCGUUGGCAGAGGACAUACAGAUCGGCAGUGUUGUAAGAGUUGAGCAGACUGUACCGCAGCAGUCACGAGCCAGAAUGCUUUAGCUCGAGUGCCCAGCGUUUCCUUGACAGCUCGGCUCAGAUUUGCUUCAGACUGAUAUCAUUGGUUUAAUGGAUGAGGCCAAGAGCCGAGAUGCAUUCUCAGUUCUCUGCAACACGUUUCAGUCCAUGGGAUUUAUUAAUUUCUGUAAUUUCAAAAUAAUCUAUCGCCAAACCAAUGAUAUGUAUGGCCUCAGACCCCCAGCUGGUACGCAGAGAGGUAGAUCCGUUGAAGUGAAUGAUGUGAAUUGCAGCUGAGGAUCUAGCCCACUGCUUUCAAAACACCCCCCUGAGGUGACAGCUAGACUGAUGUACAGACUGUUUUGUGUAUUUGUACGUAAGCUCCAGUAGCACAUAUUUGAUGACAAAUGUUUUUUGUUCUGCUUUUGCUUUUUGUUAGAAUAAUACUUUGUAAUUGGCUCCAGUAUGAUAAAACUUUAUAAUAUAUUUGGAGAACUGCAGAAUACUGUACUGUGAAGAGUGUGGCUACUACCCUCUCUUUUUACUGCAAAUAGUAGAUUUUGGCAACGACCGAGUUCCCUGGACUUAGAAAUUCAGUGAAAAAAACAUUCUGCGUGUUUUCUAAUGGAAACAUCAUUGUAAUUACUGUAUAAUUACCCUGUACAAAGACGACUUUAUUAUAUGUGUAAAUGUAAUUUUGCUAUGUUGUUUUUAUGUUUGAGGGACAACUGGCUUUAGUGUGGAUGAGACAUAUAGCCUUAUAAAAACAGAGAUUGUAGCUCUCUGUCUGAUGUUUUGCUGAAAGGUGUUCGGUUGCUCUAUUUUGCAGAAGAUAAAUGUAUACAUAAACCAGUUUUCUGAAAACUAAUGAUCUGUUCCACUACAUACACAUCAAUGACAUAAAUGGAUCAUAAUACUGAAAUAAAGGCUUCAUAGUAAAUUGCAUUAUUUUCCCAAAAGACUCUACAUGUAACAUCUUAUGACACUACAAAAAGUAAGAAAAAGUCCUACAGCUAUUAAUGCUGGUUAUAAUGGAUGAGUUCCUCUAUUAUUUCUGUCUCAUCCUUAUAUUAAUUCUAAAUAUUCUAAUUAAGUGAGCAUACUUUUCCAUCUGUUCUCAAAUCUACACUCUUCUUGAAUGCAAUUGUCAAGUAAGAGGUGGAACUGGCUCAGUUUAGAUAGAGUUCACCAAUGAUUUUGCACAUGAGAUGGUGUUUAUGGGAACAGAAUGUCAUUUAAACUUACAGGAAAUAUAGAUCAUCACGUAGUAUCAGAGUUCUCUCUGUAUGUGCUAUAUAUACAUGCGUGUAUAGCUUCUAGUUCUGGACUGUUUGCUUUGGCAAAACUUCCGUUAGUUGUUUGCUUUUGACUCAACAAAGCAGUUAGACAUGUGCUGAAUGUGUGGCUAUUGCUGGCCGUGACUCAGCCACAUACUUAGGCACGUAAGCAGUCCCAGUGAUUUCUGUGAGACUAACCACCUGCUUUAAAUUAUGUAUCAGAUUAUUUAUCUGGCUGAAACAGACUUUCUCGAAAGUGAAAGAUUUAUACACGUGUUUCAAGUGCGGAAUAGAAUGAUGCGUUUUUGCUGAAUUUAAAAUCAUAACUUAUUUUAUACUGGGCCAAAUGCUCUUCUCUCUUUUCUUUUUUAUAGGAAAACGUAUAUUUUGCAUAGAAAGGGGAGAUAAUGAGUCUCAGUAAAUUUCAAAAUGUCAAAUUUAACAAGAUUUUUCAUUUUUGUUUAAGCCAUUCUAGGAUUUGGGAAUAAGAAUGGAACUACUUGUGCAAUGCUAAUUAACGACAAUACAACAAAAUACAACUUUACUAAGCAAUUUAAACCAUUAACCAAAUAAAAUAUAUGAGUUUAUGUUACAAUUUACCAGAAAAGUGUGUUUCCAUGCUAUACCUUUAAAAACGAUUCCAUAAAUAUGGGACCAGUAUGUGUUCAACAUGAAAUUUUUAUUCCACUCUAACUAAGGACUGACUAAAUGGAUUUUUUUUAAAUGAGAAACUUUAUCUUCUGUAUUUUAAGCAGAACAAAUUUGAAUUUUGUCUCUGAUAAUAAAAUUUUGUACAGUAAUGUGUAAUUCAUCACUGUCUUAAUUUUCUGACAUGUGGAGACAUGGCUAAGAUAAAUAAUACCCUCAGCCUUUUGAUGAUGUUCCCGUUUUCAUUUGAGAUAACAGUUUAAUAGUGCUGAAUAGAUACACUGAGGUUUUACAAAAGAGAAAAAUAUGAAAGAAAAAAUAUUUUUGACAUGAGGAGGUUUUCAAAACACAUUAAAAUGCUGGGACUAGUACAAAGCAGAGAUUCUGAAAAAUCCCAAAAUUUGGGCUUGGAAAUAUUCUUAAACACUCGACGACUAACAGGACACUGAGAUUGGAACAGAGAGCAAAGCAUGUCUUUUAUGCUUUUCUAAUUGUGUAAAUUUUGAAUAAGCAAAAAGAUCUUUUCAUUGGUAAGAGUGAUUUCAACUGGAAUGCAGUUCAAAUGACUUUUUAAAUAGAGUCCUUGAGUUCAGGCUAUUAUUUCCUUUUUUUUGAAGAACAGUUUUCAGUAACAAUGAGAUGUAAAAUAUGAGUAAUUAUUUACCCGUUGGAUACAAUCGUGUUCCCACUGAAGUCAGUUGGAGCUUUGACAUUGACAUUACUGGGAGCAAAAGCCAACCAUAUAUUUUUCAAAAUAUACCUUUCAAUGCCAGAAUAUCUUUUUUCUUUAACAGUGAAGAUGAUUUCUCCUGUACUGCAUAUCUUAAUCUGGUGAAAAGGUGAAGGGAAUUUUUCAGCUCCUCAUUCUUCAAAGUUCAAUUGGAAACAUUGAUGAUUUGACCACAGGUAAG
Messenger RNA from Struthio camelus australis, 10825 nucleotides. Lineage: Eukaryota; Metazoa; Chordata; Aves; Struthioniformes; Struthionidae. The record is from RefSeq and is a predicted model, not a curated record.